UUGAAUUUGCCAGAAAAAAAAAAAUACAUAUAAAUACAUAUUCAUACGUGCUACGUACGCAUGAUUAAUAUCAUUCGUUAUUUAUCUUCUUCAUGUCAGCAGAACCAGUUCAACUUUAUGUCUAUGAUCUUUCACAGGGCAUGGCUCGUUCUAUGUCUUUGCAACUUACCGGAAAACAAAUAGAUGGUAUUUGGCAUACUUCUGUUGUUGUUUAUGGACAGGAAUUUUAUUUUGGUCAAGGCAUCAUGACAUCAAUUCCAGGAACAACGCAACAUGGUCGUCCUUUGGAAAUUAUUGAUAUAGGUGAAACCUAUUUACCUUUAGAAAUGGUCAUUGAUUAUAUCUACAGUCUUCGAUCUGUUUAUACUGCUGAAAAAUAUCACUUGUUAGACUUUAAUUGUAAUACUUUUUCUAAUGAUCUAUGUCAGUUUUUAUGUGGUAAAACAAUUCCUAUGCACAUUACAAGUUUACCAUCUGAAUUUGUGAACACACCUUUCGGACAAUCUAUUUUACCCAUGAUUGAAAACAUGUUUGGACAAACAAAAUUAAAACCAUCAGAAGCAGCAGCAACAACAACAACGUCAUCAUCAUCAUUACAUCCGCCUUCAACUGAUGCUGCUUCUUUACUUCAAGGCAUUUCUUCCGCUGCUACCUCAGCAGCACCAACUACAGUUAAUCCAGUUCAAUUAGCACGCUCCGCCUCUGAAGUAGACGGAUUUAUCUCGAGCUAUAAAGCCGUCAUUGUCUUCUUUACUUCAGCUACUUGUCCUCCGUGUCGUAUCAUUAAACCUGACUUUGAGAGAUUGAUCGUGGAUAAAAAUAAUAGUGGACCUAGUCAACAAAUCAAGAUAUUAGGUGUCAUUUUGGAUCUUUCCAUGUCAUCACCUGACGUUAUGAAAUAUGGUGUACGUGCUACACCGACUUUCCAUCUUUAUCUUAACGGGACAAAGUAUUCUGAAUUCCAAGGAGCAAAUUAUGCAGAAUUAAAGAGUCAAGUUGAUAUUUUAUUAUUUGAAGCUUAUCCACCUCAUCCGCAUAGAAAGAUAUUGCUUAAGACUAUCACUCAUCAAUCUAACGCUCCUAUUUUAUUUCCAACUAUGGAAAAAUUAGAUAUAGUGUAUGCAAAAUUAAAUGAAUUUUUAGAAAAAAGACAUAUUGUUUUGGAACCAAGGCAGAAAGAUAUUUUAGAUGAGUCAAAGAAAUAUUUGGAAGCAAAUGGAUCAAUAGAGUUUAAUGUAAAUGAAUGGAAGUUACUUGUUGAUGACUUGUUAAGCAAGUUAUCUAUUGAAGAGUAUUUCCCAUUAUUGGAUAUUUAUCGUACUUUGCUUGUUUCAACAUCUAACUUCUAUGUCAAAGAUCCUUCUCAAAUAGCAAAGAUAAUGGAAAUUGCUUAUACUCAUGAAUCUACCCUUAAUAGUGCAACUUGGCUUAUGAUUUUACGAAUUGCAUGCAAUAUAUUCUCUAAUGAUUCUUUAUCCACUACUCAUUUUACAUCUAGCUUGCACAGUUCACAUCGUACGCAACUUACACAACUCUUGAUUACCAGCUUAUUAUCCUCAGAUGCUAAAGUUCGACGAUCAGCUGCCUCUUUAGCUUAUAACUGUUCAACAGUGAUAGCCAUAGAACGAUUAAAGAAAGAAGAAGGAACAUUCACAGGUAUGGCAGAGCAAGAAGAUGAUGAUUGGCAGGUUGAAUUAUCAAGUGCUAUUAUGGAUGCAUUUACAAAAGAAACAAACGAAGAAAAAUGUGUUUUAUCUAAUUUUCCUUUCUUUUUCUCCAGUUCAUCGUCUUCUGGCUGCUAUUGGGAAAUUCUUAUUUUUGGCACCCCAAAACACAUCUUCUGUAGCCGAUCUUUUAUCAGCUUUAGAUAUUCAAAAUAGUAUCGAAGAAAAGAAGAAAUCUAAAGUAAUCAGCUCGACACAAGUUAUAGGAUUAGCAAGAGACAUUUGUGAACUA
Molecule: messenger RNA, 1956 nt
Organism: Cokeromyces recurvatus
Lineage: Eukaryota; Fungi; Mucoromycota; Mucoromycetes; Mucorales; Mucoraceae
Product: PPPDE putative peptidase domain-containing protein
Exons: 6
Coding region: 93-1880 (595 amino acids)
Biological process (GO): protein modification by small protein removal
Molecular function (GO): peptidase activity
Source: RefSeq, a predicted model, not a curated record